This is a messenger RNA of Menidia menidia (Atlantic silverside), 558 nucleotides long. Lineage: Eukaryota; Metazoa; Chordata; Actinopteri; Atheriniformes; Atherinopsidae. The record is from the annotation of a GenBank genome assembly.
AUGGCGAAGAUGCGCGUGUCCUACGAGUACUCGGAGGCCGAGGACAAGAGCAUCCGGCUGGGCUUGUUCCUGAUCGCCUGCGGGAUCCUCAGCCUCUUCAUCCUGGGCUUCUGCUGGCUCAGCCCCACGCUGCAGAGCCUCCAGAGCAAACCGGCCAACUGCACGGUGGUGUCUGUGCUGCGUCCGGAGGAGAUGUUCGAGUGUGUGUUCACCUGUGGGGCGGACUGUAAGGGCACCUCUCUCUACCCCUGCCUGCAGAUCUUUGUCAACAACUCCGAGUCCAACUCCGUGGCCCUGCUGCACUUUAAUGAGCAGCAGCUGGUCCUCAACCCAAAGUGCUCGUACGUCCCCCCCUGUGAGAGGGACAACCAGAGGAACAGAGACAACGUCCUGUGGUGGGAGGAUUUCUUCACCAAAGAGGUCAGCAAUGGCUCCUUCACCUGCUACUUCAACCAGCAGAGGAGAUCGAUGCUACAGCAGGAGAUUGCAGACGUCCGGCUCUGCCGAGGCGUUUUGAGACAGGCUCCACUCUCUGACCCCAUAAAAAAAGACUCCUGA